Molecule: messenger RNA, 2745 nt
Organism: Budorcas taxicolor (takin)
Lineage: Eukaryota; Metazoa; Chordata; Mammalia; Artiodactyla; Bovidae
Gene: ZNF385B
Product: zinc finger protein 385B
Exons: 9
Coding region: 1-1521 (506 amino acids)
Cellular component (GO): nucleus
Molecular function (GO): zinc ion binding; nucleic acid binding
Source: RefSeq, a predicted model, not a curated record
AUGAAGUAUUCCUUAAGCCCUGACAACUACUCUGAAGAUGGAAUUAUGAAUAUGGCAACUUUUCUAAGGGGCUUUGAAGAAAAAGGGAUAAAGAACGACAGGCCUGAGGACCAGCUGAGUAAAGAGAAAAAGAAAAUUCUCUUCUCCUUCUGUGAGGUGUGCAACAUCCAGCUAAACUCUGCAGCCCAGGCCCAGGUCCAUUACAAUGGCAAAUCUCACCGCAAGCGAGUCAAGCAGCUGAGUGAUGGACAGCCCUCAUCCCCAGCCCAGGGCUCCGGGCCACCACCCCCAGCCAGCCCCAGUACCCACACCAGCACAGGCAGUACAUGCCAUACUACUACCCUUCCUGCUCUUGUGCGUGCACCUACCCUGAUGAUGCAGCCUUCACUGGAUAUCAAACCGUUUAUGUCUUUUCCAGUGGACAGUAAUUCUGCUGUUGGGCUCUUUCCAAAUUUUAACACAAAAAGAAGAGGCUUAUUUGGGACCAAUAAAUUCUGCCAGAUGGAUCCUGUGCAAAAAGCAGUCAUUAACCACACAUUUGGAGUGUCCAUUCCCCCAAAGAAGAAACAAGUUAUUUCUUGUAAUGUCUGUCAGCUUCGCUUUAACUCGGAUAGCCAGGCCGAGGCCCACUACAAAGGAAGUAAACAUGCCAAGAAGGUCAAAGCACUAGAGGCAACGAAAAAUAAACCCAAAAUGGUUUCUUCCAAGGACAGCGCAAAGGCUAAUCCCAGCUGCUCCAUCACUCCCAUCACAGGCAACAACUCUGACAAAUCAGAAGAAAAAGGGAAGGUAAAAGGCAGCGUUUCCAAUCAAGUAUCAAGUUCUGAAGGUGGUUCAUUUCUUCCCAAACCUGGCACAACAGCCCGGCCACCUGCAGCAGCCACUUCUCCCUCCAAGAGCAUGAAUGGAGCGCCUGGUACUGUUUCUGAAUCAGAAGAAGAAAAAGCCAAAAAACUGCUUUAUUGUUCACUAUGCAAAGUGGCUGUGAACUCCCUGUCACAGCUAGAGGCACACAACACAGGAUCUAAACACAAGACUAUGGUUGAAGCUCGUAAUGGGGCUGGUCCAAUUAAGUCCUAUCCAAGACCUGGAUCAAGAUUAAAGAUGCAGAAUGGCAGUAAGGGGUCAGGACUACAAAACAAGACAUUUCAUUGUGAAAUCUGUGAUGUUCACGUUAAUUCAGAAAUUCAACUCAAACAGCACAUUUCUAGCCGAAGGCAUAAGGAUCGAGUUGCUGGGAAGCCAUUAAAGCCGAAAUACAGCCCUUACAACAAACUGCAGCGGAGCCCAAGCAUUUUAGCAGCAAAACUUGCAUUCCAGAAGGAUAUGAUGAAGCCUCUGGCACCGGCCUUCCUGUCCUCGCCUCUGGCGGCGGCGGCGGCCGUGUCCUCUGCGCUGUCUCUGCCGCCCCGGCCUUCGGCCUCGCUCUUCCAGGCUGCAGCCAUCCCUCCCGCUCUGCUGAGGCCGGGCCACGGCCCCAUCCGCGCGACCCCUGCCUCCAUCCUCUUCGCCCCAUACUGAUGUUCCGCAAGCCCCCAGACGGUUGAGGCGAUAGGGAAGUAGAGCAGGAAAGCCAAAAAAGGAUUCAGCAAUUCGAGCAUUUUGAGUUGCAGUGCCGCACCCAGCUGCAGAAUGCAGCAUACCACCCUGAGCCCUGACUCCAAAGAGAAAGUCACUGAGAUUCAAGAGUGUUUUUCGGGGGGCGCUCCUGUAAUUUCGGAAUCUGAGCAGCACAAGCUUUGUCUCCCUCUUUCCUCCCCCUGCCCGAACCCAUUCAAUUUGUGUAUCUGAAAUACUGCGUUUCUUGCAAAUGUGUUUGUCAGAAAAAAAUAUAUAUAUGUGCAUAUAUAUCAUUCUCUGACAAUUUUUCCAUGGGUGUGAUCUGGCUUAGAAACAAUAUGGAAUAUUUUCCUGACAGACUUGAAAAACUAGGGUCUUCCUCACACGUCUGUAAAUAAUCCUGGAAUCCAACUGGGCACAUUUUAGUGUGGAACAAAAAUAGAUGAACACAAGUGCUUGCUUGUGGAUACCAUCUUACCAACGGAUCACCGCGUUUUCUUUCUGGUGUACUCUUGUUGACAGGGAUCGUGUACUGUUUUAGACCCAAGUGCUGUGUAUCCUGUGUAGUACUAGAUCUGUAUUUCUUGUCUGAAUUAACACUUUUAGUUGCUGUGUAAAUGUUAGGAAGCAAAGUAGCUUUGAAUUUUCUCUUUGAGAGAACAAAAGAUUAAGUAAUGUAUUUUCUUUGUUUUACAUUUUAUUUGGUGAUAUUUAAACAAAAUAGAAAGCCAUAUAACAUAGCUCUGAUUACUACCUGUCUGCUAUUUUUGUUUAACUUAUUUUGGAGCUUCCUCACCAGUUUUGAGUUGCUAAGCAAAUGUAUACAAACAGAAAAAGAGCUUCCUAAAUUGCACAUUUUUGCACCUCUCGUGCACUCUGCAAGAAGACAAUGAAUCUAUGUAUUUCUAUGUCAUUAUCUUCGUUUUUAACCUGUUUUCAUUUGUAAUGAUGCUACAUAAUUUUGUGGCUCCCCAAUGCAAUAAUGUACAGAAGAUAAAAAAAAUUUAUAAUUGAACAAUCUGUGUUUCUGUUCACUGAAUCUGUUGCAGGUCAUGCUUCCAUGCCCCCGUUUCUAAGCUGAUAUCAACAAGACUGGAAUGUUUGUGAUAUCAGGGGCAAGAGGUAUAAGACAGCAAAAUAAAAUGAACUCUUUUAGAGCAUCUGUAUCUGCAAUCUGUAAAUGGU